This is a messenger RNA of Echinostoma caproni, 246 nucleotides long. The record is from the annotation of a GenBank genome assembly. NCBI's taxonomy places the organism in Eukaryota, Metazoa, Platyhelminthes, Trematoda, Plagiorchiida, Echinostomatidae.
AUGGAUCAGGGCAUGAUAUGGUCUUUUGAAUGUUCGUUUCGAAAGCAGUUACUGGAAUAUGUUUUGUCUUUGAUCGAAGAUGAGCAAGUUAUCAUGAAAGCCGAGGUAGACAUUCUCAUGGCCGUGCAUCUGAUUAAGAAAGCUUGGGUGUCUGUGCACCCGCACGUAUUGAUUAACGCUUUCAUGAAACCUGGGUUCAACUCCACAUUGAUUCUGCCGGUGAUGCAGCCACGAGAGGAUAAAUGA